GCUCCUUGCUCACCUCCACGGCUGGGCUGGGCUGGGCUGGGCUGGGCUGGGCUGGGCUGGGCUGGAUGGGGGAAUGGGCAAAUGGCCAGGGGACUUUGUAAGCCAAAGCAAGAGAUGGAAGCCCCGUGGGGCCAGGCGCGGUUCUGCCAGUGGGGCUGGCUCGGGGGGGCUCGGGGCUCUCUGUGGUGGCUCUGGGGCUUUGUCCGUUUGGCCAAGAGACCCCCCGGGAUCUCCCGAGGAGGAGUUGGCGCUGAGUGUGGGGAGGAUGCCCAGAAGCCCCUGAGCAGGGGGGUGGGGAUGAAGGGCGGGGCUUGUGGGCCGGCUGAUGCGUCUCUGGUGGCUGUGACAUCACAGCGGACAGGUCACAAUGGGAGCUGUCCCUAAGGAGCACAGCAGGCAGCCCCAGGGCACUUGGACUUGGGCGAUCAGCCAUGGAUUCAGCAACUGUGCUCCUCCUGGCUGUGCUGGCCAUCCUGCCCAAGCGGACACAGGAUCCCCAGAGCGAUGCGGUCGCUGUGCAGUGGAUGAAGAAACGGCAGAUUUUUCUAGAGGACCAGAUGACGGAGCUGUGGGAGGAAGUCGAGUGGAGGAGGGCCCUGGACGAUGUUCCACUCCUUUGGGUCUUGCAGCACUGGCUCUUCUGGCUGGCUGCAGCAGCUGUGCUCGGCUGGCUGGCCUGGCAAAGGGAGGAGGCCUCUCGCCGGCGCCGUGAGCAAGAAGAGCUCAGCGCAGCAGCCGCUGCUGGCGGGCCUUUUGCAGCGCUCAGCCUGUCACCGCUGCAGGACCUGCCCUUCAUGGGCCGGACCCUGAAGAAGCUGCUGCGGGACCUCCUGGAGGUGUGCCAAGUGCUCUCCCAGAACACCUUCAUGCCAGAGCUGCACCCAGCCACUGGGCAGCAGGGCACCAUCGAGUCCUGGCAUGAGCUGGGGGACUGCACCGUCUACCAGCUGGUGCUCUUCCUCAGGCCACCCCCCUGGCACUCUUUCCGGCUGCAGCUGCCCGACGCCACGGACGUGCCACGCUCCAUCCGUGUGCUGCUGGAGUGUUCGUGUUCCAGGACGGCGGGGAACAUCUUCUGCUUUGUCCACCCCACGUACAACCAUCAGCACUCGCCCCUCGUGCGCACCCUCUGCACAGACUCCCACUUGGAGGUGCAGAAAGUCGCCGGCUGGCUGCCCAGACUGGUGGAAUCGGCCUGGGAGCGUUUGCCUCAGUGGCACGACUGGCAGCUCCGGCUGCUGCCCUCCUCCCGCUCCUGCAGGCUCCUGCUGACCGGCCCCGGCCAGGUGCGGCUCUGCGCUGUGCUGCUCUUGGCACUGCAGCAGGGCCGCCCAGGCACCUUCCUGGUCCUGGAAUAGGCACUCCCAGCUUUCCCGGGGGCUGCUUUGGGCCGGGGCUGCGCGGCGACUUGGGAGCACACCCGGUCGGCACAGCACAACAGACCCUUGUGCCGACUGGACUGAAGAGCAGCAGUCCUGGCUCUGUCUACUCCUAACUCCCCAUGUGCCCUGGUGUGCUUUAAGCCCAGCUGCAAAUGGAGCACCAGCAGCCACUCCCUCAACUGCCUUCCCUUCCCCGCCACCCCGGUGGAAUGGGGACGAGAAUCCAAAUUCCACCUUUAGAGAAGUUGACAAAGAUUAACUGUAGGGCUACCCUCUAGGUUAGGUUUAGGAUUAAGUUUAAUAAGUAAGUUAAGUAAGUUUAGUUCCUAAGUAGAAUAAUAAGAAUAGUAAGAAUAAUAACUAGUUUAAUAAUAGAUCAGUUUAAUAAUAAUUUAGUUUUAGAAAACUCUAAAUGGAAAGUUAGAUAACGUUAACCCCCAACUCCCCAUGUCCCCUGUCCUGCUUUAAUCCCAGCUGGAAAUGAAGCCCCAGCAGCCACCCCCUCAAGCCCCUUCCCUUCCCCGCCACUCUAGUUUCAUAAUAGCUUUCAUUAUAACUUUAGUUAAGUUUAAUAAUUAUAAGUGAAAAAUAGAUAAGUUUAGGACUAACAAUUUAGUUUUAAAAAACUCAAACCCAAAACUUUUAUAAAGGUUUCCAGCAAAAAGCAGAAUUCAGUAACAGCGGCGAGGAAAAAGCCCAGACAAGUGAUGCCCCAUAGAGCGGCUCACCCACAGCUGAGCCAUGCCACACCCCCCUUGCGGAACCCAGAGGGGCCCCCCUUCCAGCUCCCUCGCCCAGUUCCUAAGCUGGACAUGACCUUGGGUGGUGUGCACCAGAAAGACGGAACCUAACAGUGUGCAAAGGCCCAUGGGAAAGCACCUAGGAAAGGGAGAAACCUGGAAGAGUGUGAGAGAAAGGUCCCAGUCCUUCUGGCUCGACCUUCAAGCAUUCAGCCAGC
This is a messenger RNA of Chiroxiphia lanceolata (lance-tailed manakin), 2340 nucleotides long. Its product is annotated as inositol 1,4,5-trisphosphate receptor-interacting protein-like 1. The coding region runs from base 432 to 1358 and encodes 308 amino acids. The transcript is spliced from 3 exons. The record is from RefSeq and is a predicted model, not a curated record. Lineage: Eukaryota; Metazoa; Chordata; Aves; Passeriformes; Pipridae.